CGGAAAUGCUGACGAUUAUCGAUGGGCCCGACUAUAAAGCAGGAGGUCCCAGAGGGCUUGGUCGACAAUCUCUUGAAACUUUACCAGACUUGACCCCACACUCGACUCCAGAUGCCAGCUAGCAUUUCUGUCAAAUUGAACACCGGUGCUGAGAUGCCCACGGUUGGCCUUGGAACGUGGAAGAGCCAGCCUGGACAGGUCGAGCACGCCGUUGAGUUCGCCCUCCGCAAUGGAUAUAAAUCCAUCGACACUGCUGCGGCCUACAAGAACGAGACUGAGGUCGGCAAGGGUAUUGCCGCGUCGGGUGUCCCCCGUAGCUCGUUCUUCCUGACGACCAAGUUGGACAACCCUGACCAGGCGGAAGCACCGGAAGCUCUCGAGUCCUCGCUCAAGAAUCUGGGCACAGACUACCUCGAUCUCUGGCUGAUGCACUGGCCGGCUCCCAUGACAAAGGGCACCCCUGCUUUGGCUGACAAGAGCAAGGACUGGCUCGAUGCAUGGAAGUCCAUGGAGAAAUUGUACAAGGCGCACCCCGACAAGCUCAAGGCGAUCGGCGUCUCCAACUUUUCCGUCAAGUUUAUGGAGCGUCUGCUCGAGGUUGCGGAGGUCAUUCCUGCCGUGAACCAGAUUGAGCUGCACCCGUCGUGCCCUCAACAAGACAUUGUCGACUUCUGCCUCUCCAAAGGCAUCGCAGUGACAGCGUACUCCCCCCUUGGCUCCGACAACUCUCCUCUUCUCACGAACGAGG
Molecule: messenger RNA, 748 nt
Organism: Mycena citricolor
Lineage: Eukaryota; Fungi; Basidiomycota; Agaricomycetes; Agaricales; Mycenaceae
Source: the annotation of a GenBank genome assembly